Messenger RNA from Cynara cardunculus var. scolymus (artichoke), 1083 nucleotides. RefSeq lists its product as uncharacterized. The coding region runs from base 40 to 720 and encodes 226 amino acids. The transcript is spliced from 2 exons. The record is from RefSeq and is a predicted model, not a curated record. NCBI's taxonomy places the organism in Eukaryota, Viridiplantae, Streptophyta, Magnoliopsida, Asterales, Asteraceae.
ACACACUCGUAGUCACACACAGUGUAGCGGGUGCGCAAAAUGACGACGAGAGAAUCGGCGAUGGUGGAAUCUGGCAACGGCAUCAACCUCGACGUUCGGAUCUACAAACCAGCACCAGAAGACGAUGAUUCCACUUCAGAUGACCAAAAAAUUGUGGUCGUUUUGGUCCACCCUUAUUCAGUAUUAGGCGGCUGUCAAGGCCUUAUGAAGGGCAUUGCUCGUAAUCUAGCUGAUCAGGGCAUCGCCGCCGUCACCUUCGAUAUGAGAGGCGUCGGUAAAUCCACCGGCAGACCUUCCCUCACCGGAUUCUCUGAAGUCUCCGACGUAGUCGCGAUCUGCAAGUGGACUUCUCAGAACUUGUCCUCAAAUCGGAUUCUACUCGUCGGUUCCUCUGCAGGAGCGCCGAUUGCAGGAUCUGCGGUUGAUCAGGUAGACGAAGUUAUCGGGUACGUGAGCCUGGGCUACCCUUUUGGGUUGACUGCUUCCAUUCUUUUCGGAAGACACCACAAGGCCAUAUUACAAUCUCUUAAGCCGAAACUAUUCGUGAUGGGAACCAAAGAUGGGUUUACGAGCGUCAAACAGUUGGCCAACAAAAUAAAAAGUGCAGCAGGUCGUGCCGAAACUCAUCUCAUGGAAGGAGUUAGUCAUUUCCAAAUGGAAGGUCCGAGUUAUGAUGCCGAUAUGGCAAAUCUUAUUGUCACUUUCAUUUCCUCAUUGUAAUAUCUUCCUCCUUGUAAUAUACCUAUAUGAUCUUUGGGGUGAAGUAUCGUGUGAGAAGGGAAGUUAUGAUGAGAAACGUAAGAAGAGAUCUGAACCCUUGAUCACUUUUAAUCUCAUGUUCACCCAUGGAUUACAUUUUAAAAGGGAAUUGAUCCAACGCAUUUCAGUGCACCUUAUUAAUGUCGACAUUCAAUUAAGAUUGAUUCAAGAGUGGAGAUCUCUUCUCACGGUUCCCACCAUAACUUCCCUUCUUACCGGAACUCAACCCUGAUCUGGGGUAAGAGAUUUGGGUUGGUUUACCUUUUCCAAUCUUAACAUGUAUGUUAUUGUUUCUAUAGGGGUGACAUGUUUGUUUGUUGUUUA